Messenger RNA from Scomber scombrus (Atlantic mackerel), 2873 nucleotides. RefSeq names its product RNA-binding protein 12B-like. Gene Ontology annotation, biological process: regulation of RNA splicing. The transcript has 2 exons. The record is from RefSeq and is a predicted model, not a curated record. NCBI's taxonomy places the organism in Eukaryota, Metazoa, Chordata, Actinopteri, Scombriformes, Scombridae. Bases 155 to 1978 code for a protein of 607 amino acids. Gene Ontology annotation, cellular component: ribonucleoprotein complex; nucleoplasm. Gene Ontology annotation, molecular function: RNA binding.
AAGCGAAGGGUUAGCUCAGUCUGCAGUAAGACUAUGGCAGUAAGCAACCACUGCCAAUUUGAGGCAGGACAGCAGGAGCAACGCACUGGAAAACGAGCCUGAUUAUAUUCACGUCGUAGCCAGCUGAAAAACGUCUUGGCCUAGUAUCAUUAAAAUGGCCAUAGUUCUGCGAUUGCAAGGCCUAAAUGUGACGGCAGGUAUUGAAGAUAUACGGAAAUUCUUUGAAUACCUUCACAUACCUGAUGGUGGAGUGUACAUAUUGGGAGGAAGUCUCAGAGAGGCAUUUAUUGCCUUCAACACUGAACGAGAUGCCCAGCUUGCCAUGCGGCACACUGGGAGUUUACUCAAAGGGUCUAAAGUGACUCUAUAUAUUAGCAGCAUGACAGAGUUGGAGCAGAAGUUGAAAUUGUUGUUAAAGGGGAAGAAACCCUCCCCCACCAGGCUUAUUGUCAGGAGACCUCAGCCAUCUCCAGAGCAAACUUUCAAUACAGAUUUAAAGGUGAAGAAACCCUCCCCCACCAGGCUUAUUGUUAAGAGCCCUCAGCCAUCUCCAGAGGAGAAUCUGCUACCUUUGAAUGGGUGGCCUCUUGAUCCCAAUUCUGCAAGUCUAUCAUCCUUUACUGCAGCUCCACCAACUAGUGCAGCGUCACAUGGCCCCAGUACUGCAAAUCUACAAACUUCAAGUGUAGGCUCAUUUGAUUCCAACGCUGCCUUUCUUCUUGGGGUUUGUACUGUCCUCAAAAGUCUCCAGUCUCUCAAUGAAGGAGAAAACAAUGAAGCAGAGCCAAGGGUUGAUCCUCGCUUGGCUGACACCACAGUUGUUGCUUCUAAUAAGGUGAGACAAUCAGAGCAAACUCAGACUUCAAGGCCAGGCUAUGUAAGGCUCUUUGGUCUGCCAGUCUCAGUUACAAAAGAGGACAUCUGCCAUUUUUUCCGAGGUUUGAACGUACAGGAAACCAUAGUGAAUGUGAUGUUGGGACUCAACCAUGGCUGCCUUGUAAAGUUUGCAAACAUGCAGGAUGCACAUGAAGCUCUUUUCUUCAAUCAACAAUCACUGGGCUCCAGCUGUGUGGAGGUACGUGGAGCAACUGAGAAGAUGUGGACCAGUGCACUACAAGAAUGUGAAACAGUUUUUGAUGUUGAGAAGAGAGUAAAACCCAAGCAAAACCCCCUUAGUGAAAGUGCAAACCACAGACAUUUAAUUUCUACAUUGCAAAACAAAAGAAGAUAUGUCAAUCGGUUUCCAGCUUCAUCUAAAUCACCAAAAAAGCCAAGAACUGAUUGUGACUCAUCAAUUCCCAUGUCAGUGACUAUGGAGUACAUUGUCAUGGUCAGAAAUAUACCCAAAAACAUGACCAAGACUGAAAUUAAAGAAUUGUUUGGAUGUCCAAACAUGUUACACAAAAAUGUACUACAUCUGCUCGACAGGGAAGGCAACAGGACGGACAUAGCAUUUAUCAUUUUUAACCACACUGAGGAUUAUGACUAUGCAAUGAAUCUCAAUGGCUGCCAUGUGGGCCAUGAUGCCAUUGAGGUCUCAUCAAUCACCAGGGAGAAGAUGAGGGCCAUGGUGGCCAAAACCUAUUCCAGGAGCCUUAACCAGCGUCUGAAGAUGGGUGUAAAGAGGAAACCCUUUGGAAAGAGGAAAUCCAAUUCUGUUGAGACACCAGGAGGGACGCCGGGCACAAACCUGGUCCCAGCAGCUCAGACAUGCCUCUUUGUUAGAAACUUGCCUGCAGAUGUACACAAAGGUCAUAUAAAAAUGCUUUUUCGUGAAUACAAACUGAGAAAUGGUAACAUCAUCUUAUUACAUGACAGUGAUGGCAAAGGUAUUGGUGAGGCUGUGGUUCAGUUUAAGUCACAGAAACUUGCUGCAAUGGCUCAGGAGCUCCACAGUCAGGACUUCCGGGGGUCAAAAGUGCUUUUGACUCCCAUAAAUGUGAAGCAGAUGAAGGACAUCUUGGCAAGAUCUGUUUGAAGAAGUUGGCUACUAGUUUAACAUUAACACUUUUGUUACGGGUUUUCCUCAGCUGAGUUGGCUCAGUUCUCCAAUCACAGUUGAAGUGGUCAAAACAAUAUGUGAAACUCUACAACAUUUGUCACUUGUGCACAAAAGAGCAUUUCUCAUUUGUUAGUAUUAUCAAAUGUUUAAGCACAUUUAUGCAAAUGACUAUACUGAAUAGUUUUACUUUACUGUUUAGAUUUCUUUCAUUUUGAUUCAACACAUGCAGUACAGUCCAUAUAAUUGUCAAAAUUUGCCGAGCCCAGGUUUAAUAAAUCAAAUUGAUACGGAUUGUUUGUAAAGUCUGCUGAGUUGAUAAAUUGUUCGCAGGUGAAACUUGAAUGUCGCAAAUGAAUGGGGAAUUUGUCUCAUCUUAGAUCAACUAAUGGGAUGUGUUGUCCAGUUAGUCUACAGGUGUAAGUCAUGAGUGCAAGUGUCUUACUGUAAAACACAUUUUAUAGAGCUUGAGGGCAACAGUUACUGUAAUUUGUGAACAUGGAAGAGCCUGCUCAGAUGAACAUUGGACUGGGUGAACAGAGGUGUACAGUAAACAUUCAUCUACCAUAAAAUCAAAUAUCAGCUUGCUACAAUUAUUGCAGCUUGUGAUGACAACAGCAAAGGACUGCUGUGGCAUACAAGACGACUUCCACCAUUGCAUCGCAAGGGAAAGCAUGAUGUGAUGAGAAUCGGUGGCCAAACUGAAGAUCGACAGGAUGAUCUGUGAUUCCCAGCACUGUAACUUUAUUUUGUUACUUUACUACUGUAUAAAGACUUGUUGUAUUUCAAUUUUCAGUGAAAUUUUUCAGUUUUCUAUAUUCUAUGUCAUGUGAAAAUUGUAUAAAUAUAAAUAAAAAUGUUUUACCGCACAUUA